GGCGAAGGAGUUUAUGAGGAAGAUUCCUAGCAGCUCGCUGUACGUGUCCCGUCCCACGUGGUGGCUGGAGUCGCGCUUCCACUUCAGCUUCGCGGAGUAUUUCAACCCGGCCAAUCAGGAGUUCGGCGUGCUGCGCGUCCUCAACGACGACCUCGUCCAGCCCAACGCCGGGUUUGGGACACAUCCGCACCGCGACAUGGAGAUCAUCACGUAUGCCGUGGACGGGCAGCUCACGCACAAGGACAGCAUGGGGACAGCGGAGACGUUGGGGCGUGGGUGCGUGCAGUACAUGAGUGCGGGCACUGGCGUCACGCACUCCGAGAUGAACAACUCCGGCCAGCUGCAACGGUUCAUUCAGAUCUGGGUGAAGCCGAAUGCAAGGGGUCUUAAGCCCAACUAUGGCUCGCGCACCUUCAGCAAGGGCGAUCGUCACAACAAGCUACAGCAAGUGGUGACCAGCUAUGACCGCUAUGGUUCCAAUAAGGAUGCAGGAUCGGGAAUCAUUCCCGUGAAUCAAGACGUCAACAUCUUCGUGUCGGAGAUGGAUGGCUCGCUGCCUGGUGCUGCUGCGAGGAGCUUGGAGUACACACUGCAGACGGGGCGGCAGAUGUACCUGCUGUGCAUUGAGGGCGGCCUCACUGUGACUUCCAAAGAGAGUGGCAUCAAGGAGAUGCUUGAUGCCCGCGAUGCUCUGGAGGUAUGCGCUUCACCCACGUCCUUCAUCCCCACUUCUAUUCCAUUCAAAAAUAACGCAUUUUCAACCGCCAAUUGCCGUGUUGCAGGUUGCUGCGCCCAGCAAAAGUGA
This is a messenger RNA of Closterium sp. NIES-65, 805 nucleotides long. The record is from the annotation of a GenBank genome assembly. NCBI's taxonomy places the organism in Eukaryota, Viridiplantae, Streptophyta, Zygnematophyceae, Desmidiales, Closteriaceae.